AAUUCACACACUGUGAUGCUGAGUACAUUUGGCACGCACUCAAUCACGCACGCGCACGCGCACGCACGCACACAAACACCUGCCUCUUCAGUGUCUAUCCAGGAGGAGGAACCUGUUCUGCAGGAUUCACAUCCGCUUCUCAGCUGCAGCGCAUGCGUAAGCGUCGACACGCACAGUCACAAUCUAUGGACUGAUUUAUCCGCGCUGCUGAACAUCACUGACAUUGUAAAGAUGAUGUACACUCCAGCUGCGGCUGAUGCCGGUGUGACAGUGGUGGAGAAAGAUGCCACUCUGAGCGGUGCUUACUCGCCCGUGGACUACAUGAGCAUCACAAGCUUCCCUAGACUGCCAGAAGAUGAUGCCCUCUCAUCAGACAACACCCUGAAAUCACGCAAAGAUGAUGAUAACUUCCUCAGCGAGCAGGACACAGAUCCUGAUCUGUUUCUGAAGUCAGCUCGGCUGCAGCGACUGCCCUCUUCUACUUCGGACUUGGCAAGCCAUAACAUCUCUCCGCUGAGAGAGACCACCAGAGACCCAUUGGCACAAGAUUGCGCGUGUACACGAGAUAGCCUCACGGUCAUCAUCAUCUCCUGCUUGACCUUCGCCACUGGGGUCACCAUGGCACUCAUAAUGCAGAUCUACUUUGGGGAACCACAGGUGUACACUCAAGCCGCAGUAGUAACGGAUGUGGCGCGCUGCACGUCUCUGGGCUUUGACGUGCUGGGUAAGCGAGGAUCAAGCGUAGAUGCAGCCAUAGCCGCCUCUCUCUGCCUGGGCAUAGUUCAUCCUCACACCUCGGGCAUCGGCGGUGGUGGUGUGAUGCUAGUCCAUGACAUCCGUAAGAAUGAAAGCAAUGUCAUUGACUUUCGUGAGACCGCACCGCUUUCCAUCACCAAGGAGUUGAUGUUAAAUGUUAAUCAAAGUUCAGGUCUGUUAGUGGCCGUUCCGGGGAUGCUCAGUGGACUACAUCAGGCUCAUCAGCUGUAUGGAAGAAUGCAGUGGAAAGAGCUUGUCACCAUGGCUGCGAAUGUUGCCAGGAAUGGUUUCAAUGCUACGCACGAACUGGCUGAUGCGUUGUCUAAACUGAAAGGCCAAAAUGUGUCGAAAGCCUUCCUGCCGAACGGGCAGAGUCCACUCGCGGGCCUCUUCAUGAGACGUCUGGAUUUAGCUGAGGUUUUGGACAAGAUAGCAGCCAAUGGGAUCUCAGAGUUCUACAGUGGGAAUCUGACGCAGGAGAUAAUCUCUGUGGUUCAGGCGCUAGGAGGCAAGCUGACAGAGGAAGACUUUAGAAACUACAGCACCAUCCUACAGAAGCCGCUGCAAAGUUUUUAUCAAGGGCACCGGGUAUUGUCCAUCCCUCCGCCCCACGCAGGAGCCGCUCUGCUCUCCGCUCUAAACAUCCUGGAGGGAUAUAAUAUCACAAACCAGACGCCGAGGAACAGACUUCACCACUGGAUCGCUGAGUCUUUGAAGAUUGCUUUGUCCCAGGCUAGUGGACUUGGGGACCCGAUAUUUAAUGCUUCCGUCUCAGAAGUUGUGGAAAAGAUGCUCAGUAAAAGUCAGGCUUCCCUGUUCCGUCAAAAGAUCAACGACUCACGUGCGUCUACUGCCGAACACUACGUGCCGUCGUACAAGCUGCAGGAUGGUGCCGUGGCGAGCCAGGUGGUGAUUAUGGGCACAGAUGAUUUAAUAGUAUCUGUUAUGAGCUCACUGAACCGGCCUUUUGGAAGCUACAUUGUGACGCCCUCCGGGAUUCUUCUUAACAGUCAGAUGCUAGAUUUCUCCUGGCCCAAUAAAACCCAUGACUCUGUGGAUUUUAAUCCGCUUAACAUCCUUGAGCCAGGGAAGAGACCCGCAUCCUUCUUGAUGCCCAUUGUAGUGAGACCCUCCAUAGGCACGUGUGGCACUUACAUGACCCUGUGUUCCUCUAAUGCUGACCGGGCCCUUAGCGGCAUCACUCAGGUUUUAGUUAAUGUUCUAUCAUCGCGGAAAAACAUGAGUGACGGUCUAUCUUACGGCAGGCUCCAUCCUCUCAUACAGACCAACACCCUCCUGGUAGACUCUAAAUUUUUACAGGCCGAUGUGGAGUCUCUUACAAAGUUGGGCCAUAAGGUGGAGAAGGUGGACAUCAUCUCACUGGUAGAAGGAACCAAGAGAACCAAUGACCUGAUCAUAGGUGUGAAGGACCCUCGCAGCACUGACGCCUCUGCUCUGGCCAUGUCUAUGCCCUAGAAUCCAUCACAUAUCCUGCUCUUGUGUGCCCAGGUUACACUUGUGUAAUAGUUGAUCCAAGCUGCUAUCUCUGCCACUACUGUAGCUUGAAGCAGAUGCCCUGUAUGCAUGUUAUGUGUCUGCUUGUUCAAUACAGCAAGAUUUCAGUUUGGUUUUAUUUUUUUACUCAAAAAUUUUACAACUACAAUUCAGGACACUCAAACGUGUCUCAUAUUACAAAGGUACAAUUUUAAUUUCUGCAAGUAUAGGACACAUACAGUAGUUGUCAGACGAUUGGAAACACAAACUUGAUUCAUUUCCAUUGCUGAUUACGUAAUUUUAUUAAACAUGUAAUCAAAGAGCACUCUUCCAUUAAAUAUAUACAAUUUGGAUUGUACUGUAGGUGCAAUUACAGUGUAUUUGUUCAAAAUUCUAAUCUGAGGAACAAACUCGAACCUUUGACAGGAACUGUGUACUCAUAAUUAUAAAUUAAUCCAGGAUUAUGUACUGUGGACUAUUAGACAAGUUUUUCGAGGGGUGGGCAUUUUUACUUCCAUUAAGGACCUUGACAAACGCUACUUGAAGUUUAACGUUACAUAUUAUUUAUUGAUGAUUCUGGGUAUGGGUGUAUUUAAAAAAAAAAAUGUUACAAGAGUAAAUAAAUAGUCUUAACAGUCAUUUGAUAGAUAAAAGUUCCAGCAUUCCAUGGAGAAAGUGAACAUGAAGGGAAGAAGCUCACAAAGUGUAUAAACAUGAGGCCUUAAGGGAACAUUAUGGGACUAGGAUGGAUUUUCUUGUAAUGUCAGACGAAACCUUGGUGUGCAAUACAAUAUCAGCAUGAUUUCUUGAGCGCAAUUGUGUUAAUACAGUACUUUAAUAACUGUGUAAUUUUGCAGAUGUUAUUUAAAAGGACACAUUGUUGCGUGCUGUAUCAUGAAUGUAAAAAGCGUGUAAUGAAUAUUUGUACAGUGUGCAGUUCUGUUGUUUUUCUCCCGAGUGACAAUUCAGUUUAAUUCUGCUUUCCAUACAUGCCAAUAAAUGGGCACUUUGUGUAUUUCUUGUCUCA
This is a messenger RNA of Triplophysa dalaica, 3277 nucleotides long. Its product is annotated as glutathione hydrolase 7. The transcript has 16 exons. Gene Ontology annotation, molecular function: glutathione gamma-glutamate hydrolase. The coding region runs from base 16 to 2232 and encodes 738 amino acids. The record is from RefSeq and is a predicted model, not a curated record. NCBI's taxonomy places the organism in Eukaryota, Metazoa, Chordata, Actinopteri, Cypriniformes, Nemacheilidae. Gene Ontology annotation, biological process: glutathione catabolic process. Gene Ontology annotation, cellular component: plasma membrane.